CAGGGUCUGACGUUGGAUCGUUGUCUUUUAGGGAUUUCCCGUGUCUCAGAGCUCCUGGGACCUCCGAAAUCAUUCAGGCCUCAGGAUUUCCUGCUGUGCCACAGCUAGCCUUGCUUCAGCGCCCUUGACUCUUGAGGAAUUUGGAUUUGCUACCAAGACACAUCAAGAAUAGACGACCAGAGGGGACAUGGCUGCUGAUACAAAUUUCCAACAAAAGAUCCAACCAAUGGGUGCAGAGGAGCAGCAUGGGUCAUGUGAGAGGUGGAUGUCCUUUGAAGAUGUGACUGUGACCUUUAGCCAGGAGGAAUGGCAGCAACUGGACUCUGCCCAGAGACUCCUGUACCAGGACGUGAUGCUGGAGAUCUACAGCCACCUCUUGGCAGUGGGGUAUCCUAUUCCCAGCCCUGGAGUCAUCUUUAGGAUGGAAAAAGGAAAGGAGACACAGGCAGGGAAGGCUGAAUUCCCAAACCAGCAGUGUCAAGAAAAAUCAGGAGUUGACACCCCACCACAGAAAGUAUGUGAGAAAGCGUCAGUUCACAGCGAUGUGGCAAGUGAAGUCAGAAGAGAUGGUUCAUGGUGUUCUCCUUUACAAGAGCUACGGCUGGGUGCUGAUAUUGCUAAGAGAGAGAAACAAAACCAUAUUUUACCUUUGCCUCCUGUCCUCAAGAAAACUCUGAGCACAAAUAGUGGUCAUGAAUAUCAAAAGCCUGGGAAAACCAUUCCUUUGGGACCCUACCUCAUUUCUACACAAGAGAAUCUUCCACAAUAUUGCUUACUUCCAAAAAGUUUGGAGCUAAACAUAGGAGCAAAUGGUCAGAAUGAAAGCUGUGUCACAGAACAGCUUAUUAACAUUGUUGCAUCCAGUCAGCUCCUGAUACAAGGCUCUUGUAAUGCUAACUGUGUGGUUACUCACGGAGAAGAAUCAUGCAGAAGUACUAGGAAUGGAGAAGUUCUCAGCCAUAAACAACAUGAAAACCAUCCUCAGGAGAAAGCAGGUCAAGGUUCUCAGUGUGGGGAGAUAGUCUAUGCCAUCUCUUUGCACAAGCCUGAGAUCACUCUCACUCUGGACAGACCUAUUGUUUCUUACAAUGGUGGCAAGGCCUUCCUUUACCUGUCAGAUUCAUCGAGUUAUCCAUUCCAGUUGAAGGUGGAUCAUCUAGUUCACACUGGAGGGGACCCUUACAAAUGCAGCAGCUGUGAGAAAUCCUUUUGUACUGAGGCUGCACUCCAAGAGCAUGAGCAGAUUCACACAGAAGAGAAGCCGUAUGUGUGUACACUGUGUGGAAAAGCCGUCAGAGACAGGUCAGCUUUCUAUGAGCAUGAAUUGAUUCACAAGAAUCACACGCCUUUUAUCUGUGACAAAUGUGGGAAGGCCUUCUUACGCAAGUCAGAGUUGACAUCUCAUAAACAAAGUCACAAUGGAGAGAAGCCUUACAAAUGCAAUGACUGUGGAAAAUCCUUUAAAUUUCCAUCCCAGCUGAAGGUGCAUCACCAAAGUCACACGGGUGAGAAGCCUUAUGAAUGCCGUGAGUGUGGAAAAUCAUUCAGUAAAACAGCCAAACUCAAGGUGCAUCAACGUAUUCACACAGGGGAGAAACCUUAUGUGUGUUCUCAGUGUGGAAAGGCCUUCAACCAGAAAUCAAUACUAGACAGGCAUGAAAAACUUCACCCUGGGGAGAAGCCUUAUAAAUGCAGUGACUGUGGGAAGUCAUUUAAUUAUCCAUCCCAACUAAAGGUGCAUUGCCAUAGUCAUACAGGGGAGAAGCCUUAUAAAUGCCACGAGUGUGGGAAAUCCUUUAAUUUUCCAUGUGAGUUGAAGGUACAUUAUCAGAACCACACAGGAGAGAAGCCUUACAAAUGCAAUGAAUGUUGGAAACUGUUCAGUAAAAUGUCCCAACUGAAGGCACAUUAUCGAGUCCACACGGGAGAGAGACCUUAUAAAUGCAGCCAUUGUGGAAAAGCCUUCUCAACUAAGGAACAAGUCCAAGAGCAUGAGCGAAUCCACACAGGAGAGAAGCCCUUUGUAUGCACUGAGUGUGGAAAAGCCUUCAGUAGCAGGUCAUCUUUCCGUAAACAUCAGUUAAUUCACACUAAAGAGAAGCCUUUUGUCUCUCAGAAGUGUGAGGCAGGCCUCCCGGGGUCUACUUUGACCCCCCAUCAGCAACUUAAUAUUGGUGAGAAGCCUUACAAAUGCCCUGACUGUGGAAAGUUGUUUAACUACCCAUCCCAACUGAAAUCACAUUAUCAAAUCCACACAGGAGAGAAGCCUUGUAAAUGUCUUGAUUGUGGGAAAUCAUUUAGUAAAACAUCUCAACUGAAGGCACAUUCUCGAAUUCACACUGGGGAGAGGCCUUAUGUGUGUUCUGUGUGUGGAAAGGCCUUCAAGCAAUUGUCAACAUUGAGCAGACAUGAAAAAAUUCACAUGGUUGAAAAGCCUUACAAAUGCAGUUUCUGUGGGAAAUCAUUUUGUUCUCCAUCUGAACUGAAGGUGCAUCUUCUAAUUCACACAGGAGAGAGACCUUACAAAUGCAGCAGCUGUUGGAAAGCCUUUUGUACUAAGGUCCAACUCCAAGAGCAUGAGCGAAUUCACACGGGAGAGAGACCUUAUGUGUGUACUCAUUGUGGGAAAACCUUUAGAAGCAGGUCAGUUUUCUCUAAACAUAAGUUGAUUCACAGGAAGGAGACACCUUUUGUGUGUGAGAGAUGUGGACAAGUGUUCUUACAGAAGUCAGAAUUGACAUCUCAUCUACAAACUCACACUGAGGACAAACCUUAGGAAUGUCAAGACUGGAAAAUCAUUUAGUCAGAUCACCAACUGAGGGGAUACCAUCAAAUUCACAUGGUGAAGAAGGCUUCCAGGUGUUGCGUCUGUGGGAAAGUCUUGGCUUCUAGUGCCCAACUCCGACAGCAUAAACAAAGGAAUUCACCCAUGAGGGAGACCUCUGUGGUCUGAAUGUGGGAAAGUCUUGAGUAGCAGGCAAACUUCAUAGACAUCACAUGCCUCAUACUAGGGUGAGAACUUUGUCUCUCACAAUGUGGGUCAGAUUUUGCAAUUUGUGAAAGAACUCACAUUGAAGAGGUUUUGGAAUGUCAUGAUUGGGAAAUCAUUCAAUACUAUAUCACAGAUCAGUCCUAUCAUCAGUUCUUGGGUGGGGAUUUCCUAUGUGUGCUGUGAGUGUAGGAAGGGUCUUAACAGGACAGAAUUCAACACAGAUUACAUGAUUCAUACCACAGUCAAUUUUUAUAGGUACAGUUUUACAUAACAGGGUUUAUUGAGAAAUGAGUUCCUAGCUUACUAGUGUAUUCCAAAAUGAAAUUUAUCUACUUGAAGUUCAUUUUAUAUGCGAUCUAAUUACACACCUCCUGAUUGAUAUUAUGGAUUGAUAUUAUGCAUUGAUUAUUCAGACAUAACAGACUUAUGCAUGAGGAAAGUUAGUCACAAAUUAAUAAUGAUAAGCACACAUAUUUAUAUUUGUUUUGUUAAACAUGAAUUUCAUUUCAGGUUGACCUUGACUAAUUUCAGAAAUGUUUUAUAGGAUGGGAUAUAAGAUGCAUUUUACCAAACUAUGAGAUUUAUGGGAAAUUAAGUCAGUUAUAUUCCCUUUUGUUGUGGGAGUUCAGUAAAACACAUAAAUUUCAGCCAUGGGAAUAGGGUGAUUUUAUAAAUGGGUACGUGUAUGGAAGAAAAAAAUGUAUGUGUAUGUAUAUGUACACAUGUGCCAGUAUUUGGUCAGUGCCUGUAUGGACUUGGUUUUCUAUAGAAUUAAUUGCAUACUAGAGGAUGGUAGUUUAUUAUUAAAAAGUAUAUUCAUUUAUUUUGUAUAUAUUUAUGUAACAUGCUGCUAGGUGUAUGUGGCUGUCAGAAGAUCAGUGAAUUGGCAAGAGUCAGUGAUCUCACAUGUGGAUCCUGGGAAUUGAACUUGGAUUGUCAGGCUUGGUGGCUGUCACCUUUACCCACUGAGCCAUCUUGCUUGACCUGUAGCUAUUAUUUUUAUUUUUUAUUAACAGUUUCUAUCUUGUACCAUAAUUAAUUAAUGCUUUUUUAUUAUAUGGCUGACUUUGAAUAAAUGAGAUCUAGGGCCAUCCACU
Messenger RNA from Phodopus roborovskii (desert hamster), 4089 nucleotides. RefSeq names its product zinc finger protein 175 (gene Znf175). Gene Ontology annotation, molecular function: RNA polymerase II cis-regulatory region sequence-specific DNA binding; DNA-binding transcription factor activity. Gene Ontology annotation, biological process: regulation of transcription by RNA polymerase II. Bases 188 to 2776 code for a protein of 862 amino acids. NCBI's taxonomy places the organism in Eukaryota, Metazoa, Chordata, Mammalia, Rodentia, Cricetidae. The transcript has 4 exons. The record is from RefSeq and is a predicted model, not a curated record.